AUGGAUUCCGAUGCUGGUUCCACCUGCAGCCGCUCCUCAUCCCCAGACCUGAUUGUGGAUGACUCGGCUGGCAGCUUCUUCUCAAACAAGAUGUUUCAGACAUACUGCCAAGAAAACCGGUCAGACAGAGAGGCCGACCAAAGCGGGGGUGGUAAGGCCAAAACUAGAUCUCAGCUCAGCAAGGAAGAGGUGCAAGACCUGAGACUGAAAGUAAACAGUCGGGAGAGGAAGAGGAUGCAUGAUUUGAAUCAGGCCAUGGAUGGCUUGAGAGAGGUCAUGCCCUACGCUCACGGGCCAUCGGUCCGCAAGCUGUCAAAAAUCUCCACCUUGCUACUCGCCCGAAACUACAUUCUCAUGCUGUCCAGCUCUUUGGAGGAGAUGAAGAAGCUAGUUGGGGACGUGUACGGGGCCAAUGCUGCCGUCCAGAGUCGCACAGCCCACCCAAUCACCCCUGCUGCAUCACCUGCUCACCUCCCCCUGCAUCCUCUGGCGCAAUCCCUACACUCUCUGGUAGGAACCACCUCGCACCAUUCAUCCACUCCAGCUCCAACAGCAGUUGCAGCCCCACACUCGCCUCCGUCGACCAGCUUUCUUGGGUUUCACGCGCCAGUCCAUGGCCUUCUGAAGGACCCACUCCACCUGACCAGCUCCUACAGGCAUUUUCCUGGCAUGCCCUGCCCCUGCUCACUCUGCCAAACUUUACCCACACCGACCUCUUCAUUGCACAGCUUGGCAAUGAACAAGUAA
Molecule: messenger RNA, 747 nt
Organism: Phycodurus eques (leafy seadragon)
Lineage: Eukaryota; Metazoa; Chordata; Actinopteri; Syngnathiformes; Syngnathidae
Gene: olig4
Product: oligodendrocyte transcription factor 4
Exons: 1
Coding region: 1-747 (248 amino acids)
Molecular function (GO): protein dimerization activity
Source: RefSeq, a predicted model, not a curated record